Bursaphelenchus xylophilus (pine wood nematode) is the source of this 1607-nucleotide messenger RNA. NCBI's taxonomy places the organism in Eukaryota, Metazoa, Nematoda, Chromadorea, Rhabditida, Aphelenchoididae. The record is from the annotation of a GenBank genome assembly.
AUGGCAGAAAAGAAAAGAGAAUUCAAAUUGACAAAGCGGCCUAAACAACUAACUGUUAACUGUAUUAAUUGCUAUCGGUUUUACUUCAUCCCGGAAGCUCGACGAUUCGAGGAGAAUCACGACGAUGUUUUUCUAGAUCAACGAGUAUUGUCCUUAUUGGUGAGUUGUUUCAAUUUGAAUUUCAAAAAUUUUCAGCUAGUCUCCCGUCGGUUUCGCACUCUUCUUUUCGGUUCUCAGAUCAUCUUUAGUACUGAUGAAUAUUUUUAUGCGAACGGUCCUCGUCCAGGUUGUGUUAAGUAUCGGUCCCAUGAUUUGAAUCUGCUGAUCUUGCUGGGAGCCAUUGUAUCCUCGGACUUUGUAAUCUAUGUAAAUGGCCACACUGGAAGAUGCUUUGACGUUGAGAUGGUUAAGCUCAUUUACCUUGCGAAACGUGGGAUUCAAUUCAUAAAAUUUUAUUUCAUAAGCAUAAAGCACCUACCAUAAUUUCAGGGCUCAAACUGGCGCUAGAUCUGGAUCCCUGGCUUCGGACUCGAUUAGUUGACCAGUUAUUGGCCGAUGUUCAACUUCUUAAACACUCCAAUCCAUGCCAUCUUUUGCUUCCGAUUCAUUAUGGACUCGAGCCCGUUGUCACCUCUAGUCUUGGAGAGUUUUCGGGGAGCAAGAUGCUAUUAUGCAAUGAUAUUUGUCGCUAUGAUCGGUUGCCAGUCCCGUAUGGACUUAACCAUUCUCGGAUGGAUAAUCUCAAGACCAUUGAAAUUAGAAAUCCAUGUAAGUUUUUGACUUGCUCUUCGUAUUUUUUAAUUGUUUAUGCUUCUGUUUCAGAUUACGCAACAAUUUUUGAUUACAAUUGUAAAGAACUCUUCCUAACGAAUAUGAAUUUCAUAACGAUUGUUCAAUACCUACCGCAAGUUUCAUUAAAAAUUCAUGAGUUUGAAUUCCUGAUAUAAUUUUUAUUUAUAUCAGUAAUUUAUAUAGGCUUCCACCAAUGCCCAAUUUGGAAGCUUUGCACGCCGACGUUAAAUACGAGGAUUUGAAUGACGAUGGAGCUUAUGAACUGUUUUCUGAUCUUAUGAGUGAUCUACAAAGAAAAGCGCCGAAAUGCAUAGUAAUGUUGUCUGGGAAUUUGAGAGUAUUCUCCAAGACCUAUAAGCAGCAACGAAAUAUUCUAAGGUCAGCUGUUGUUGGAAUCGAAAGGUUUGCCCUUUGGUUGCUCUCGUGCGAAAAUAUAUUCUUGGAUGGCGUUGUCAAUGUCAAUCUUCCAUUAUCAGUGAGUUUACAACGUUUUCUCGGUUUAAAAACUUGCUUUAGGAAGAAGAUAAAGAUGACUUAUUCUUUGAGGACAUUACCACGGACACGCCUUAUCGAAGUAUCCGAAUUCACGUGGGCCAAUGGAACUUUACGCCCAUUUUCAACGAACUUGUUGAUGUUAAUGUAAGUUCUUGAUAAUUAUAGGCUUGUUUCUGAAACAUAAUUAUGUAAUAUCACCGUCUUUUUAACCACAUUCUUCAUUCCAGGGUAGAUCUCGCGUAGGUUUCGAUGUUAUCUGCCGAUUCGAUGACAAUGUUCUUGACAAACUUGGUGACAAAGACCUGCAUAUUAUUCAAUAA